This is a messenger RNA of Melitaea cinxia (Glanville fritillary), 1580 nucleotides long. Its product is annotated as glutamine synthetase-like. Gene Ontology annotation, cellular component: cytoplasm. Gene Ontology annotation, molecular function: glutamine synthetase activity. The transcript has 9 exons. Lineage: Eukaryota; Metazoa; Arthropoda; Insecta; Lepidoptera; Nymphalidae. The record is from RefSeq and is a predicted model, not a curated record. The coding region runs from base 147 to 1487 and encodes 446 amino acids.
CAACACGCUGUUCAAGCAUCAGUCAAUUUCUGAACGGCGCUGAUAGCGCACGGCUAUACAUUACGUCAAAUACGCAUCGCACUACAUACGCAAGAUUCGCGCGCUACUUCGCGGGACUUUGUAAAGGUUUAUAACAGAUAACAAAAAUGGCUGAUUCAGGCCACAUCAAAAUAGAAGAUAACCCAAAGAUUCUUUCGGGUCCAGUCCUAACCAACUCCCCUAACGCAGUAUUAUCCAAAACACUAUUGGGUCGUUAUAAUGACCUUCAACUACCAGCAGACAGGAUCUUGGCCACGUAUGUGUGGAUUGAUGGCACCGGCGAGCACAUGAGAUGCAAGGAUAGGACUUUAAACUUUAUUCCUAAAGCACCAAAAGUUAAAAUCGUUCGGAUAAUUGAAGAAAUGAAUGAAAAUUACUGUUUUAAUCUAUUGGAAAAUUGUGAAAGGACAUAUAGAGAAUAUUAUUUGCCGCCAUAUUUUUUUCCGAAGGAUCUAGAAUACUUGUACGAUGUUCAAUGCAAGCGGAGAGAACAGAGCUCGAACAACUUUGAUGAGAAUUUAAAAGAUUUGCCGAUUUGGAACUUUGACGGUAGUUCAACCGGCCAGGCGGAUGGCCACAAUUCAGAUACUUUUCUUAUUGCGCGCGCCAUCUACAAGGACCCCUUCCGUCGCGGGAACCACGUUCUUGUUAUGUGCGACACUUUCAAGUACAACAUGGAGCCUACAGAAAGCAACCACCGAGUUAAGUGUCAAGAGGCGUACGACAGAUGUAAAGAUGAAGAACCAUGGUUUGGUAUUGAGCAAGAGUAUAUACUCUUAGACUCUGACCUAAGGCCCUUCGGCUGGCCUCCAGGUGGCUUCCCUCCACCACAGGGCCCUUAUUACUGCGGUGUGGGUGCGAACAAAGUCUUCGCAAGGGAUCUUGUCGAGGCACAUUACAGGUGCUGUUUAUAUGCCGGUGUCCCAAUUUCUGGCACAAAUGCGGAGGUGAUGCCGUCACAAUGGGAAUACCAAGUCGGACCCUCUGUAGGAGUGGCUGCUGGAGAUGACCUCUGGAUGUCUCGAUAUAUCUUACACAGACUCGCUGAAGAGUACGGCGUCAUUGUGACUUUUGACCCCAAGCCUGUACAAGACUGGAAUGGCUCUGGUGCCCAUACUAACUUCUCGACAAAGAAAAUGCGAGAAGAAAAUGGAAUUAUCGAGAUCGAGAAGGCCAUAGACAAGUUGUCGAAGGUGCACAUGAAGCACAUCAAGGUGUACGACCCACGUGGCGGCAAGGACAACGAGAGACGGCUCACCGGCAUGCACGAGACUGCCAGUAUUAACGACUUUAGUGCAGGUGUUGCCAGUCGUGCGAGCAGCAUUAGGAUACCGCGUGCUGUUGCCGAGGAAAAGAAAGGUUAUUUGGAAGAUCGCAGACCGGCAUCCAACUGUGACCCAUACGCUGUGAUCGACGCUCUCAUGCGCACUUGCAUACUGAACGAAUAACAUCGGAGUCAUAGAAAUCACGCCUCUUCCACACGUGUCAGCUAACAUAGGCUGAAACAGCACGACAAAUAAAAAAACCUAUUGUCUAUAGCA